This is a messenger RNA of Parascedosporium putredinis, 2196 nucleotides long. NCBI's taxonomy places the organism in Eukaryota, Fungi, Ascomycota, Sordariomycetes, Microascales, Microascaceae. The record is from the annotation of a GenBank genome assembly.
AUGAAGACGACCACGCCGGAUCCGGCCCUGGCGGGCGGGCCGGCGACCCUCGCUGAUCCCGAUAUGAACGAGGUUUUGGAUUUCUUCCCGGUCCCAACUCUAGUCGUCUCGCCCGUGAACCGUGUCCAAAAGGUAUCGAGGGGGCUGGUGGAGCAAUGGAAUCGCACCGAGGGCGAGUUCGUCGGACGAGAUCUCUAUGCUGCGCUGUACGAAUACUCCCCAACCCAGCGAUUCGACAGGAUCCCUUUGGCCUUUGCCAUCGAGAGAGCGGUGAAGACUCGCUCACCCAGUCUUUGCCAAGCCGCUUACACUUCGGCCUCUGCAGCAUGGUCCGCGCGCAUCAUCCCCGUCUUCAGGGAAGACCACCUUUUGUGUUACGUCCUCGAAUGGGACCAGGUACAGGUACAGUCCAUCGCGGUCGACGGCGAGCUGACGCACAGCUGGUUUUCCAUCGACGAGGCCUUUCGGAUACUCGUGCAGACGGUCAAGGACUACGCCAUCUUCCUCCUGGACACGCGUGGCAACGUCGCAUCCUGGAACAUGGGCGCCACCCUGCUCAAGGGCUAUACAAAGGAGGAGAUUAUUGGAAAGCAUUUCUCCGUCUUCUAUCUCGACGAAGAACUUCAGGCCGGUAAGCCGGAACGAGAGCUCGAGAUCUGCCUGCGGGAAGGGAGAGUUGAAGACGAAGGGUGGAGGGUGCGAAAGGACGGCACACGCUUCUGGGCGAACGUGGUCAUCACCGCCGUCUACAAGAACGGGGUCCAUGUCGGUUUUGGCAAGGUGACGCGCGAUCUCACCGAAUGGAAGCGAGCCGAGCUGCGUCUUAUCUCCGCCUACGAGGAGAGCACCAAACUGAAGAACGACUUUCUGGCCAACAUGAGCCACGAGAUUCGGACUCCUAUGCAUGGCAUGCUCUCCGCGUCCUCUCUCCUCCUCGAUACCCCCUUGACCGACGAGCAGCGCGAGACGGCCAACAUUAUCGAAGAAUCCGGUAACGUUAUGCUGCAGGUAAUCAACGAUAUACUCGACUACUCGAAGCUCGCAUCCGGUAGCUUCUCCAUCACGACGGACGUUGUCAAUGUGGCUAGUAUCCUAAGCUCGGUAGUGCGCAGCGUCCAGACGACUCUGCAGCCCGGUGUGAACCUGGAACUUGUUCCUUCGCCAGACCUACCAACGUCUGUGCAGGCCGAUCCUUUACGGCUUCGCCAGGUUAUCCAGAACAUUGUUGGAAAUGCUGGAAAAUUUACCGAGCAAGGUUUUAUCACCGUGCGAGUUUCCCUGAUUGGCCAGGAUGACGAGAUGUAUGUUAUCUUAUUCGAGGUCAUUGAUACGGGGCCCGGGGUCAAAGAAGAAGAUGCUCCUAACCUCUUCAAACCCUUCACCCAAGUCGACACCACCAUCACCAAGCGGUAUCAAGGAACUGGCCUAGGGCUAUCCAUUGCGAAAUCUCUGGUCGAGUUGAUGGAGGGCGAGAUUGGCUAUCGGCCGAAUCCGGAGCACCAAGGCAGCAUAUUCUGGUUCACCGCGAAACUAGGCAAGAUCGAUAGCAAAGCGCCGCUCGUAGCCCUCAAAUCCCCGACGGAGGCCAGCUCCGACAUAUCCCGCAGGCUUUCGGUGGAGGCGGACGACUUUGAAAACCAGUUUAGACGCAUCCGAGAGAUCGCGCCCCGCAAGCGCAUCCUUGCCGCCGAGGACAAUCUAAUUAACCAAAAAGUGCUUGUCGGCAUGCUUCAAUAUUUCGGUUUCGUCAACUUCACCGUCGUGGCCAACGGGGCCCAAGCGGUCACGGCCGUGACCGAUCCCGCGGAACAAAACUAUGAUCUGGUAUUAAUGGACAUUAGCAUGCCGAUCAUGGACGGCUACGAGGCUACUUCGCGCAUCCGCAGUCACGGCCCGCGACCGCCGAUCAUUGCCAUGACGGCUUAUGCCCUCAAGGGCGACAUGGAAUUAUGCCUCGAGCGGGGCAUGGAUGACUACAUCGCCAAGCCGGUGAACAAGCACUUGCUCGUCAAGAAGCUCCUCAAAUGGCUCGCGCCCAACCCACGGGUCAUUGCGCCGUUGCUCAAUCCUAGCAAGACGGUGAGGCAGGACGUUUUAGACUCUCUGAAUCCCCUGUCGCCAAGGCCGCUGUCGGCGGUCGCGCACACGCUCUCGGCGCAGGCACUGUACCCACGACCUUUCGGAGAAGGUGGCUAA